Myxocyprinus asiaticus (Chinese sucker) is the source of this 5804-nucleotide messenger RNA. RefSeq names its product collagen alpha-2(VIII) chain-like. Gene Ontology annotation, molecular function: protein binding. The transcript is spliced from 3 exons. The record is from RefSeq and is a predicted model, not a curated record. The coding region runs from base 659 to 2725 and encodes 688 amino acids. Lineage: Eukaryota; Metazoa; Chordata; Actinopteri; Cypriniformes; Catostomidae.
CAGAGAAACAAUCCACUCUCUCUGUUUGGAAAAAAAAAAGUACUUAGAGAGGAAGAUCAAGAAAAGAGCCAGGGAGACCAGAGCUUCCAGGUGCUUUGCCCCUAGUUAAAAGCCCUGUAAGAAGUACCUCUCCCUGCCUGGAGUCAGUGAAGUCGAGUACCCUGCCUCUCACACUUACUCUCUCCCUCUCCCUCUCUCUCUCUCUCCCUCCUACUUUCCACCCUGUGAGAGUGCACAGAGAUUCAGAAGGUGCGUCUGAAAUCUACUUGUAUCCAGCUUGGAGACUACACCACGAAGACUUUUUUUCCAUUUCACUGCGAAAGCAUAUGGACUUAAUUUUCGCAAGAGACAGAAAUAAGAACAAAUACCAGACUGGCACCUGCAAUUGACAACAAGAACUUUCCAUUUUUUUUUUGCUCUUUCAUCUGUGCAUAUGCAAACAAUAUUUGACUGUGACCAAGUGCCAAGAAAUUCCCAAGACUUCUCUGUUUGAAUGGUUCCCGGUACAUCUUUCUUACUUCUCAAGAGAUGACUGUCUGAAGAAGAGGCGCAGAAAAGAAACCACCUGCAGAUAUUACCUGCCGAAGAAAUUGAGGGUUCCCUAAGAAUCUUCCUUAAGCUGAAGGGAGAGUUUUGAAGCUCGUAACCCCAACGAUCAAUGACAAUGCUGGCUCUGCCCUUUGUCCUGCUAACACUGGUGAACCAUGUCCUGGGUGGAGGUUACGCCCCAAUGCCUCAGAUGAAAUACGCGCAGCCCGUGAUGAAGGGGCCUGUUGGGCCACCCUUCAGAGAAGGCAAAGGCCAGUAUCUUGAGUUUCCACCAAUGAUGGACGUAAAAGGGGAGCCAGGUCCUCAAGGGAAGCCAGGGCCAAGUGGACCUCCUGGGCCUCCUGGAUUACCAGGGAAACCAGGGUUAGGAAAGCCCGGUCUCAACGGUCCACCAGGUCCUCAGGGGCCAGCAGGAUUUCCUGGAAUUGGAAAGCCAGGACUACCUGGUUUACCAGGAAAAAUAGGGCCUAAAGGACCUCCAGGACUCAAUGGCGAGGUUGGACCUCGUGGAGAGCCAGGUCCACGUGGACUGCAAGGUCAGCCAGGCCCGCCUGGGCCAGCAGGUCUUUCAUUGAAUGGUAAACCAGGGUUACCUGGGAUUAGAGGCCCUCCAGGGUCAAUAGGUGAACCAGGGCUAAAAGGGGGACGUGGCAUUCCUGGAGAACGGGGACUCAAAGGGGAAAAUGGCAAUGGGAAGCCAGGUCUACCAGGCCCCAGGGGGCUAAAUGGCCUUCAAGGACCUCCGGGAGCUCCAGGUGCCCCUGGGUUGGGUAAGCCAGGACUUGAUGGGCUACCUGGGCCAACAGGGCCAAAGGGAGAUAAAGGAGCUCCAGGGGAACAAGGUGUCCCAGGGGAAGCAGGACCUCCUGGGCUACAAGGACAGCCAGGGCCACCUGGGUUGGGAAAGAAUGGGCUUGAUGGUAUUCCUGGUAAUCCAGGAUUGAUAGGCCCUAAGGGUGAGGCUGGCCCCAGAGGAACACCUGGCUUUCCUGGACCUCCAGGUUAUGGUAAACCAGGGCUUGUAGGACAGAAAGGAGACAGAGGUCCUGCUGGAUUACAAGGAGCCCCUGGUAACAAAGGAGAACAUGGGAUGGAAGGUAUACCAGGAGAUAUGGGGCCAACUGGACAGCCAGGGCUUCCAGGUCCACAAGGUCCUAUGGGUCUUCCAGGGAAACAUGGUAUGUCUGGUUUGAAGGGAGAGGUUGGUCCACAAGGGCCACCAGGCUUGCCAGGACUAAGAGGAGAUCAGGGUCCCAGUGGGCUAGCAGGAAAACCCGGCCUCCCAGGGGAUAAGGGCCCUCCGGGUCUUAAUGGGCCUAUAGGCAAACCUGGGCCUAAAGGUGAAGCAGGUCACAUUGGUUUGCCAGGUAAUCCUGGUUUUAUUGGAGCAUCAGGUCCAAAAGGUGAGAAUGGGAUUACAGGACCCCCUGGGCCACGGGGAACUUCAGGAAUUCCUGGACUUCCAGGCCCCACUGGUCAUAUGGGACCACAGGGUGUGCCAGGGUUGAAAGGUGAACAAGGUCCACCAGGGCCACAAGGAAUUGGAAAGCCUGGAGACAAGGGGAUGCCUGGUCCACAAGGACCUCCAGGAAAACCUGGCUCUCCUGGACUUAGUGGUAUGCAAGGCCCUCCAGGUCCACCUGGACCUCCUGGGCCCCCUGGCCUAUCUAACGGUGAUAUAAAGCAGUUAGCAGUUCAAGGGCCAAAUAUUGGUGGAGAAUCAAUUCCGAAGCCAAAUGGUGAGAAACCACAAUUUGGUCAGGCUGAGCUCUCAGCCUCGGUUGCCCCUGCUUUUACUGCUAUUUUGACAACGCCAUUUCCACCAUCUGGAAUGCCUAUCAAAUUCGACAGGACUCUGUACAAUGGGCAAAAUGCUUACAACCCUGCCACUGGCAUCUUCACAAGCCCACUGCCUGGUGUCUACUAUUUUGCUUAUCAUGUACAUGUAAAGGGAACCAGCCUGUGGGUGGCACUGUAUAAAAACAAUGUGCCAGCCACAUACACCUAUGAUGAAUACAAAAAGGGCUAUAUGGACCAGGCAUCAGGUAGUGCAGUACUGGAGCUGAAGGAGAAUGACCAGGUUUGGAUGCAGAUGCCCUCUGACCAAGCAAAUGGGCUCUACUCCACUGAGUACAUCCAUUCAUCCUUCUCAGGGUUCUUACUGUGCCCCACAUAACGGUCCAUCUUACCUGCAAGAUCCUUGCUCAAGUGCCCUGCAGUAACAUAUGUAAUAACAGCAGCUAGAUGACAGGAAAGACUUACUGAACAACAGAGAGGCCAAGUUCAAGGCAGAGGAUGGAGAAUUGAUGCUCUCUCUUUCAAAUGUCUGAUUUGAUCAUUGUUUUACUUUUAAGUGUUGUUAUUUUCUGCCUAUAUUAUAAUUUUAUUAUAACUGUUAUAUUUUUUGUUGUUGUUAUGAUGGUGUUAUUUUAUUGAUGUUGUUGUAGUUAUAGUUGUUUAUUGGAAUCAGACUAUUAAGUACUUUGCAACCAUUUUAAGACGUUCCCAUGCGACUGCACACUUUGCCAAAUUUUCUGACUCCCUUUGAGCUUCAUCGUGUUGACUCUGGGGAGGUGUGUUCCCCUGGCUGCAGUCAAAUUUGGUUCAAACACCAUUCUAUGUCCCUCAUAUAACACAGCUGGACUACUUUAUCAGUGCCACAUUUCACAAUUUUGAAUGCACACAUUUUACACAAAGAUUAUUUGUAUUCAGUAAAUACAUAUAGUGCUGUGCAAAAGUUUUAGGCACUUGUGAAAAAUGUUGUAUAGUGAAGAUGUCUUCAAAAAUAAUGCCAUAAAUAGUUUUCAUUUAUCAGUUAACGUCAUACAAAGUCCAGUAAACAUAAAAAAGUGAAAUCAAUAUUCGGUGUGACCACCUUUGCCUUUAAAACAGCACCAAUUCUCCUAGGUACACUUGGACACAGUUUUUCUUGGUUGUUGGCAGAUAGGAUGUUCCAAGCUUCUUGGAGAAUUCACCACAGUUCUUUUAUCUAUUUAGGCUGUCUCAAUUGCUUCUGUCUCUUCAUGUAAUCCCAGACUGACUCGAUGUUCAGUGGGGGGCUUUGUGGGGGCCAUGACAUCUGUUGCAGGGCACCCUGUUCUUCUAUUCUAAUCUUUUCUAUUUGCAAAAGUAAUGUUUGGGAGUCUAACAUUUAUAUUUCCUGUUGACACACUAAAGCUGAAGAUAUAAAUAACCAUCUUAAGACAAAUGCUUUUGUGAAACAUCUUAUGUGCCUAAGACUUUUGCACAGUACUGUAUGUAAUUUAAAGAAUAAUCCUCAGUUCCAUUUAGUUUUUCCUAUUAUUGCCAGAUAGGUGAAUCUGCUUAGUCAUUAGGGAAAUAUUUUAUUUUAUUUUUUACACUUGUGUACUAAUCUGUCUGUUUCUGCGACAACUACGUGGAGAGCAUUGUGUCUGAGAGUCUUUAAAGAGAAAAUUACUUGAUGAUUUAAUAAGUUAAUUUGUGCCAGGUUUAAAUCCAUAGUGAUACUGAAGGCCUCAAGAGGACUGCUGUACAACAGUGCCUGUAUUAACAAAACAAACAUGCAAUUUAUGUGACUCUAAUUCCAUGCUCUUAAAAUCAAAACGUGUCAAAGCUAAUGCACAUUAGUUAGCUUUUCAUCAAAAUCCUAGGAUACCCUACAGUACAUGGUGAGUAAGGGACUACUAAUGGGUUGAGAGUAGGAAGACAGCAUCUGAUUUCUUGCAACAAAUCAAAUCUCCACCAUAAAAUGCAAACUACUGCAUUGUGUACUCAAAACGUUUUACAUUCUCUCAUCAUAUUUUCCUCUCAUUGCUGCUUUCACAAUGGCACUCAUAUAAAAUAUGAUCUUGACUUUUUCUUGAGUGAAGUAAAAUGUUCUGCGCCUUACUAACAAGCAAAAUUUGGUUUUAAACUAAGAGACAUUUUAUACUAUUUGCUGGAGUCUCAGCUCUGUUGCAUUUAGAAACUAUUUUUUCCUGCAUAGAUUGACUUCUUCUUUACAUUUAACUGAUUUUCUUUUUCAUGCAUCUGAGAAUAGACUUACACUGUCUGGAUUGUCACCGAUAUGACUGACACCAGCAUGAGUCAAUGUCACCGCCUAAUCUCUAAAAGUGACAAAAUAUAAUACAUUUAUGAGGCUAUGAAAUUUGGAUACAUCAUGCUGUGAUAGCACCCCUCCGAUGGCUUUUAUGAAAGGUUAGAAUGUAAACAUACUCAAAGAAAUUAUUCCACACAUUUACUGAUGUGGAAAAUGACAAAUGACACUUGAAGUCCUUAUUUAUCAUAUUUAUCACACCGGUUGAAUGUUGCCUUUGAGUGUCACAGUAACAUAGUGGUUGUCAAAGUAAAGGAAUUAAUUUUACAAAAAAGGUUGUCACUGUUCUAAAUACUGAGUAUAACAUCAACUUAAAUCGCCUGUCAUCUUAUAUUACCUGGAUUUAUAGAAAGAAAGAAAGAAAGAAAGAAAGAAAAAUAAUUAUUUUUACUUUCAUUUUUUUAUUGAGGCCAAAAUGUGGGAUUAUAAAAUCUGAAUCAGACUGAAAGUGUCACUAUUUAAAUGCACUUACCUGCACUCACUGACUGAGCUUGCAACAUUUAAAUGACAAAAUGUUGUUUGCAGUCACUUUUGUAUGCAGCUUUGUAAUUAGCUCUUUCUAAUUUCAAUUUUCACUAAUGGGGGUGUGGGGGUGUAUCUGAUGACUUCCUUAUUGUAUAUUAACACUGUGACCAACAUUUUCUAUGAUAAGUGUAUACUGUUUGUGUGCAAUGGAUUUAGUAUUAUUUUAAUUCAUUGUGCUGCAAUAUCUCAAAACUGCUUUGACAUUGUUGCUUCCAUUUGUUGCUCAAAACAAACUAGAAAGAAAGCCUUGAUUCUGUUCCAAGGGAUAUUUGUUCACGAUCUAUCAAAUUUAAAUGAAACAACCAAUCCCAUUUGCACAUGAACUUAAUGAAGGCAUAUUUAUGCAUUUGUGAUCAUUCAAUAAGAAUGUCCAGCCAUCAAAAUUAUGAACACAAAUAACCUUAUAUUUAAUAACAUUGGGGAGUUAGGAGCAUUGUUGUCAACACACUACCAUUGUUUUUUCUUUUUCUUUUCUUUUUUUAUAAUGUAUGUAUCAGUCUAUAGGAUUUUUGUCUUGUACAUGGCUAUUGCAUUCACUUUAUGCAAUCCAUUUUGGGUACUGAAUGCACUCUUUUAAUUGAACAUUUUUGUCAACUGAAACUAAAUCUGCAAGUAAUUGACAGUACUGAUGCAACAUCAAUAAAAACUUUCU